Messenger RNA from Oikopleura dioica, 525 nucleotides. Lineage: Eukaryota; Metazoa; Chordata; Appendicularia; Copelata; Oikopleuridae. The record is from the annotation of a GenBank genome assembly.
AUGGACUGCGACAUCGAGAAAGAAACUUAUAUAUCCGAGUGUAUUCCUCUUUUCCACCAGGGUAUUUCGCUGAAGCCAAUGUUCCAAGUAGCGAUGAGAACGGUAGAAGACUACUGCGAGCGGAACAACCUGGCCAUCGCUGGCUACUACGAGUCGCCCGAAAUCGUCAAGAGCGCCACGCCAUCGCAGUACGCGGAGAAGGUCGGCGACAAGCUCCGUGAGCAAUUCAAGGACGCCUUCCUUCUUCACAACAUUUGGCAAGAAGACUCCAAAUUCGCCCUGAGACCGUUUGUCAAAGAGUCUGGAAAGUGGGUUUACUCUUCAAACAAGCUCAGCUUUGAGAACGAAAACGUUUUCAAGACCGUCGCUCAGCUGCAUAAAGCCGACUUCUGCCUCGAACUUCAAGACUUUGACUGCUACCUCGACAACUUCACGAACGACUGGACAAACAGAUCUCUGCAAGAAGUGAUUAUGCUUGUGGACGCGCAAACCGAGCACCAAGAUGCUAGUAUAAAGGCGAAAUGA